This is a messenger RNA of Cantharellus anzutake, 1302 nucleotides long. RefSeq names its product N2227-like protein-domain-containing protein. The coding region runs from base 1 to 1302 and encodes 433 amino acids. Gene Ontology annotation, molecular function: S-adenosylmethionine-dependent methyltransferase activity. Lineage: Eukaryota; Fungi; Basidiomycota; Agaricomycetes; Cantharellales; Hydnaceae. The transcript has 8 exons. The record is from RefSeq and is a predicted model, not a curated record.
AUGUCGCACCCUGAUCAUGAAGCUAAGCUUACAGACGCGGAACUAGAAGACCUGCAUUUCAGAACAGUACUUGACGCAUUCGCACACUACAGGCAAUAUUCACUCUCCGCCAACGCGCGCCGCUUGAAGGACUUCUAUUCCUUGCCGCUAGCUCACCAGAAGCUCCUUAAUGAGCUUGGGUUUAGGGAACGGAUUGAUAUGGUAGAUCAGCGUAUUGAGGCAAAUGCAAAGUUUCUCAAUGCUGUCGUCGAUCACCCGGACAUUUUCAACGGCGGUGCUCCCGAUGUCGAAGAACAAAUUGGAGACCUUCAGGAAGAGAGCCAUGGUUUUGUUCAUACACAUUCCCAUGAUGGUGGAAAGAGCUUUCACAGUCUGCGUGAUCAUAGUGCCCCAGCCGAGCAAGGCACGAGUGUUCCGCGUUAUUCAAACAAUGAAGACGUGCAUUCGCAUGAUGGUGGCCGCACCUUCCAUACCUCGCACGAUUCUCCACCGGCACCAUCCACCCCGCCUCCAGUGUCGUGCUCACAUCAGGGUAGUUCCGACGUACCACCAUCUCUAGCCAAUGUAGACCGAAGUCCCCAUCCCUAUGACGCGUUGCAACCACACUCUCAUGACGGCGGACAAACAUGGCACACUGCUCACGGUCAAGGCAAACAUGGUUCUCGGAGGGGCGAGAAGAAACGAGUGAGCGAUAACGAUAUGGAUAAGCUGCGGAGCACAUUGAAACAAUUUGUGCGGGAUUGGAGUGUCGAAGGUAAACCAGAACGCGAGGCAUGCUAUGAUCCCAUCUUAGAGGCUUUAGACAUGCAUUUUACGAACCUGUCUGCGGAGGAAAAGGAAUCGGUUCAGGUUCUUGUUCCAGGGACUGGCCUUGCCCGUCUCCCGUAUGAGGUCGUCAAACGGGGAUAUUCUUGCCAGGGCAAUGAAUUUUCUCAUUACAUGCUUUUGUCUUCAUAUUUCAUUUUAAAUCGCACGGAGCAGAUCAAUCAACAUACAAUUUAUCCCUAUAUUCAUUCGUUCUCCAAUAUGCGGACUUCGGACACACUCCUGAAAGAGAUCAAGAUUCCUGAUGUCCUGCCUUCUGACGCCCCUAGGGGACCGUCCUUCUCAUUAGUCGCUGGUGAUUUCGAAGAGAUCUAUGGCACUCUCCAAGAUGGCGACGAAAGAGAGCCGCAGCAAGGCAAAUGGGAUGCAGUUCUGACUUGCUUUUUCAUUGACACUGCGAAGAACAUUGUCAAUUAUCUCCAAAUUAUCUAUGACCUUCUAAAACCUAAAGGGAUUUGGAUUAAUAUGGGCAAGUAA